Messenger RNA from Myripristis murdjan (pinecone soldierfish), 1938 nucleotides. It is a transcript of the gene timp2b, whose product is annotated as TIMP metallopeptidase inhibitor 2b. NCBI's taxonomy places the organism in Eukaryota, Metazoa, Chordata, Actinopteri, Holocentriformes, Holocentridae. The coding region runs from base 234 to 896 and encodes 220 amino acids. The record is from RefSeq and is a predicted model, not a curated record. Gene Ontology annotation, cellular component: extracellular matrix. Gene Ontology annotation, molecular function: metalloendopeptidase inhibitor activity; protease binding. The transcript is spliced from 5 exons. Gene Ontology annotation, biological process: negative regulation of membrane protein ectodomain proteolysis; response to hormone; response to cytokine.
GGAGGUGUCCGGGUGCUUGGGUGCAGUCUUGAACAGGAAUGAACACACUCUCAUGCUUUGUGCGUCUCACACUCUGACAAGUGGACCGUCUUUUAUCACACCGAAAAACUGUGGACGUGUGUUUUUUGUUCAUAUCCUUUAGGCUUGCUGGACUGCACGCUCCUUAGCGAUAGCCUAUAUAUAUUUUCUUCUAUUUAAAAUUAAAUACAUAGCCUAAACAAGAACGAAAAAGAAUGACUUGGACGGUAAACAGCUGUUUGGUCACCCUGGCCAUCCUGUUCCUAUGGCGAGUGGAAGAAAUAGCAGAGGCUUGCAGCUGCUCCCCUGCGCAUCCCCAGCAGGCGUUUUGCAGCUCAGACGUCGUUAUCAGAGCGAAGGUGGUCAAAGGGCAAGAGAUUGAUGCUGGCAAUGACAUCUAUGGCAAUCCGAUCAAACGGAUCAAGUACGACAUCAAGCAGAUCAAGAUGUUCAAAGGUCCAAACCAGGAUAUUGAAGCCAUCUACACUGCACCCUCCUCCGCAGUUUGUGGUGUGACUCUGGAUACUAAUGGCAAGAAGGAGUAUCUUAUUACAGGCAAACUGGAGGAUGAUGGGACAAUGCAUGUCACCCUGUGUGACUUCAUCGAGCCCUGGGACACCAUGAGUCCCACCCAGAAGAAAAGUCUGGUUCAGCGCUAUGAAAUGGGCUGCGACUGCAAGAUCACUCGCUGCACCUCCAUCCCAUGUACGAUCACCAGCCAAGAGGAGUGCCUGUGGACGGACUGGGUGAUGGAGAAGAACAUCAACGGCCCACAGGCCAAACACUUUGCUUGUAUCAAGAGGAGUGAUGGCUCUUGUGCCUGGUAUAGAGGGGUAGCACCACCCAAAAAGGAUUUCCUGGACAUCGAGGACCCUUAACUCCACAGAUCAUCACUGUUCAAUUUUACUGAGGAUCUCUGCAGUUGAAAUAUACGAAGCUAUAAAUUACAGAAAUACAAAUUAAUAUACCGUGCAAAUUGUUACAAUGUUGUUGUUUUUUUUUCAUAAUAUCAAAGCCAUAGAGUUUGCAUUCACGGGUGAGGUAGUGAUGUUACAAAAAGAAAUGACUUGUUGCAGGAAUCGUUAAUUGUUUAAUCAAGAGUUAUAGUCUUAUAAAUUCAGCACUUUCUGAUCCUUUCACCCCCAAUUCCAAAGCACUUCCUGGCUGCUCACUUUUCCUACUACAUAAAUAAAGGGAACCCUCAAAUUUGAUGUUACUGUUCAAAGCUUUUUUUUUUUUUUUUUCCUGCGCUAUUCAUUUCUGGUAGCUUUUCAGUCUGAACCAAAGAUAUCAUCUAAAUGAAUGACUAAUCAAAGAAUGACACAUGCACAUACGCAUACUGUAAAUCAAAAGUAUAACUACUCUGUACAUGAUCUGUGUUUUCAUAAAUAAACAUUGGCUGGCAGCUGGCAUCCUGAGCUACAUUUGUGACAGCGGUGCUAUCACAAAGAAUGAGUGCCACCCCUUAUUUGCCCCGUUUCAAAUAUUAGAAAUACUUUGUGUUAUUUGUUGAUUUUAUUUUUAAGUGUUUCUUCAAAAUAUUUAGUAAAUCUGACUGUUUAAAGGAGUGGCAUACUGAUAACAUAUCAGAUGCCAGCCUGUGUAUACAAUCUUUUUUUUUUUUUUUUUUUUACAUAAGUUUCUGUUUUCUUUAAAAAAUAAUGAUUUUUGAAUAGAUGUAGAAUGCACUUUGAACACAGUUGCCACACUAGUCAUAUUUUCUAUAAUGGAAAAUGUCUGAAAACAAGGGGAUUGAAUCCUCAAUUUUGUAUUUUGUAUUACAGCUCUGACAAGUAUAAUUUGUGCUUUUGUCUUUGUAAUGCUUUGGUGUAAGAGCAUCUUUUAUUUAAGGAGGUUUUAUUAUUCAUCAUAUUCUAGUGAAAAAAAUGUCCAAAUUUUACUACUUUUUGUGAAAAAAAU